AUGGGGGAAUCCGACCCUCUUCUUUUGAAAAAUACAGGGAAAAGCCGACACGUGAAGUUGCAAGCUCUGUGGAAGAUAUUUAUCACAGCACUUGCCGUUACAAUUACCCUUCUAUGGUGGCUUAGGCAAAUAAAUGGGUGCAAUAAAAUUAGCUACCCACCACUUCCCAAGAUACCGGCACAUGUGCCAUAUUUGAAAGGGGCAACGUUCAAUCCAGAUGAGAAUUUGACCAUUGUGGCAAAGCACGGUGCUGUUGCAUCGGAUAUAGAGAAAUGCUCACAGAUGGGUGUGGAAAUAUUGAAGAAAGGAGGAUUUGCAGCUGAUGCAGCCGUUACAACUUGUCUUUGUAUCGGCACUGUAGAUACGAUGUACUCAUCAGGAAUUGGUGGAGGGGCAUUCAUUACUACCAAGCUUGCAAAUGAAACAGGAGCACUUUCAAUAGAUGCUAGAGAAAUGGCACCUGGUGCAGCUUAUCGUGACAUGUUUAAGGGACGAGAGAUAGCAUCCAAAUAUGGUGGACUUGCGGUGGCUAUACCAGGGGAGCUUCGAGGAUUGUACACGCUCUACAAAUCUCAUGGUUCAGGAAACCUCUCUUGGUCAAAGUUAGUUUCCCCCGUUGCAGAACUUGCGAGAAGUGGCUGGAAUGCAACACAAUUGCUCCCAGGUGCUCUCAGCUCACAGACAGAAGCCCUCAAAUUAUACAGAAAGGACUGGGAUUUUGUAUAUAACAAGGAUGGAUCGUUGAAAAAGGCGGGUGACUUUGUCUCAAGGCCAGAACUUGCAGACACUUUUGACAUGAUUGCAAAGAACGGCUCGGAUGCGAUUUUCUACGAUCCCAAAGGGCCCAUAGCACCAUUCUUGGCGGAAAAAGUUCGUCAAUAUGGUGGAAUUUUGACUGCCGAAGAUUUUGCGCGCUAUAAAGUUGUGGUUGAACCUGCGUUACAAUUUCACGGCUUCUCUGAGAGGAACCUAACUAUUUAUUCACCAGCCGGUUCCUCUUCAGGUGUGGCAUUGUUAGCUGCAAUUGAAGUAUUUAACGGCUUGAAAAACGACUGUGAUCAAACUGAUUUUACUCCUGUUGCCACACAAAGGUUGGUAGAAUCAAUGAAGUGGUUGGCAAGUGUGCGGACACACCUUGGUGAUAUUGGUGUGUAUAACAUGAACAAGACGGCACGCGAAGACCAUACCUAUAGAUACCAGCAAUUUCUUAAGCCGGAAUGGGCCGAGCACACCAGAAAAAAAAUACACGAUGAUAGAACUUUGGACUCAUGGAAAGAAUAUCAACCGGCCUAUCAACCCAACGAGUCUCAUGGCACCUCAUCAUUAAGUGUUGUAGAUCAAUGGGGGAAUGCAGUGUCAAUAACGACCACUGUAAAUCUUUUGUUUGGGUCGAUGGUUCAUGAUCCGGUUACAGGUGUUAUAAUGAAUGAUGAAAUGGAUGAUUUUUCCGUCCCAACUACAAAAAAUGCGUUUGAAUUGAGGCCAUCCAUCUUCAAUUACAUUGAACCAUAUAAAAGACCACUUUCAUCGUGCUCACAGUCUCUUGUAGUUGAUCCAAAGACAGGAAAGAUAGAUAUGCUAAUUGGAGCUGCAGGGGGCUCCAGAAUACCGACAGCAAUUUUCCAAACGCUUGUAAGAACAUAUUUUUACGGGAUGGACAUUCUCGAAGCCCUCGCAUUUCCCCGGCUCCACCAUCAGCUCAUUCCAGAGAUUCUUUAUAUAGAGAGUCCUUCAAACUCGACAUUAGAGAAUGCAAUGCUGAAUCGGGGUCACAAGGUGGAAAUCGUCGGCCAUCUUACUGCAAUGAAUGCUAUCCGGUUAAAGAACAACACAAUAUAUGCUCAGAGUGAUUAUUGGAGAAAGCUUGGCCGGGCAGCUGGAUACUAA
Molecule: messenger RNA, 1887 nt
Organism: Brettanomyces bruxellensis
Lineage: Eukaryota; Fungi; Ascomycota; Pichiomycetes; Pichiales; Pichiaceae
Exons: 1
Coding region: 1-1887 (628 amino acids)
Biological process (GO): glutathione catabolic process
Cellular component (GO): fungal-type vacuole; plasma membrane
Molecular function (GO): glutathione gamma-glutamate hydrolase
Source: RefSeq, a predicted model, not a curated record